This is a messenger RNA of Branchiostoma floridae (Florida lancelet), 2399 nucleotides long. RefSeq lists its product as uncharacterized. Lineage: Eukaryota; Metazoa; Chordata; Leptocardii; Amphioxiformes; Branchiostomatidae. The record is from RefSeq and is a predicted model, not a curated record. The coding region runs from base 19 to 2205 and encodes 728 amino acids. The transcript is spliced from 7 exons.
UCCAUCGGUGAACUUAAAAUGCUACAGACACUUGACGUGGAGGAGAACAACAUGAAGAGGCUGCCCACAUCGCUCUAUCAGAUGCGUGGACUACAGAGAAAGCACGUAUCAGGUGGGGUUAAAUACGGGUUGAUCGCAGAGAACAACCCCAUGCGAUCACCGCGUCCCCUCACACUCGCCCAGGGUAACCCCAGGGUCAUCUCGGCCGUGGUGCUGAAAGACGCCGGCAAGUUAGAAGACGUCGUGGUAGACAAGACGCUACGGAUUCUCUGUAACUCCAUCUUGAACGAGUGCUGGGCCACGUUAACGAUCAAGUGGCACGUUCCGCCGACGGUGACGAUGCCGACGCUCUACCACACGGAGCGGGCUCGGCCGAGCCUGACCAGACUGGCCGACGACUUUCCGUGGCGAGUUCGGCCCCACCCCGAGGAGAUGCUCUCCAUCGCGACUUACGCCGUACAGAAGUGUCUCUUCCAAACUGUGGACUUCUUGAUAGAGCAAAGUCUAUUGGAAGAAAUCCCGGAGUAUGUAAGCAAUGGGCAACUGUUGGAAUCUAUGGUGGAAUGGAUGUUGGAAGAAGCCAUCGAUGAGGUGAAGGACGACAUGAAGAUAAUGGAUAACGUGGAGGACGUUGUGGAGUUAACGGUGGACAUGGAGGUCCGGCUGUGUCUGUGGGAGGAGCUGGAGGACAGGAUCGGGGACGUCGUGGGGCUGGGCAGGGCUAUCAUGUAUCUCCAUGGUUACGGCGUAGAGAGCAGAUACGAGGUGGAUGCAGCGGGUGCAGAGCUGACUCUGCCCGGCAGGUGUCUGUUGUCCAUCCCGGAGAAGGCGUUCCGUGGCAGUCUCCUGGUCACGUGCCAGGUUCUGGAUCCUAACACCUACCCGCGGCGCCUCCCAUUGGCUGCCGGGGAGAUCCUGGUCUCUGACGUCAUCGAAAUCAAGCCCGUCACCCAUCUACAGAAACAUGCCAUCCUUCAGGGUCGUGCCGCUGUCGGCAUAGAUCGGCUGGCUACGUUCGUCGUCGUGUCUCGGCCGAAGACCUACGAACACUGGCUGAAGGCCGGACAAGAGGAGACGUGUUUGGAGAUGUCCCGAGGGAACGGUGUGCAGCUCCAUCUGCCGCAGGACCCGCUGCACAGACCAAAGACCAUUAAAUUCCAGGUUCUCCCGUUCCACGGCUCGUGUCUGACCCGGACCAUCCACACCACCACCCGCAUGUCCCCCCGGGAACACCCCCUCCCCUUGAUCGCCGCCAGCCACGUCAUCAACGUCACCUCCAGACUCACGCAGCUCAGGGACUUCGCUCAGAUUUCCCUGCCCCUGGUGUUCCCGUCUGAGAACGACGGAUCUUCUCCGAGGAAAGCGACGACAAGUCCUGACAUAGUGUUCUCGAUGGAUGACGUCAAUGUGCGGAAUGUGAUUGACACCACUCAGGUCCACAUCGUGGGCUACUCCAACUCCUACAACAAGUGGGAGGACAUGACGUCACGUGUCAGGGGUGUGACCGUGCGAGGACGCAGCGAGAGUGUAUCCUUCCGCACCAAGGAGCUGCAAAGCUACAUAGCGCUGUGCUACCCGCCAGGCCUGGACUUGAACGUGCACGGGACCGUGAUGUCCAUCAUCCACAACAUGGCAAGGAAACAUGUCAGCCUCCUGGCGUUCAAAAGGUGGUCAACCCACGAAGUCGUUCUGUCGCACAGCAGUCCCAGUUCCGAUCGCCAGGGGUCGUCCAGUAAAGGGCAAGUCAUCGGCAAUCUCCUCGAAGUGCGUCUAGAACUCAUCACGCCAGGUACGGAGGACUUUGUCACCAAGCAGGCGAGACUUGAAGGGUUCCAACCUCAGGAGGGAGUCACAGAGAUGGAUACCGUCAUCAAGGAGGGUCAGAAAUUACAUCUCAGACUGCACAACCUUGUGGAGGCAAGUUCCUGUGUGUACAAGACCAAUGUAGACUUUUGUGUCCAUAUCAGGAGACGGAACAGACUUUCUCUGCUACUAGAAUUUCAGAGCUUGAACGAGAACGGUGAGAUAGAAAUGUGCGUGGGGCACCACUUGUUGCAAGGGAAGGACAUGCCGAGAGUUCUGGUGAAGGUGCCCGUGAGUCCUCCCAGAAACAUUGUGUCUGAAGAGGACGACUUCAUCUCAGAUUCAGAUUCAGAGUCCUCAGAACUUCAGGCACUGAUGUCAGUGCUGGACUUCAGCAUGUGAUGUAUUGUGAAGUCUGCGAAGUGUACGCAGUCCUGGAUUGUUAGAUAGGAUAUUGAAAAACACAUCAACAGUAGAACAAGGAAAGAAGAACAUAUAUAAAUAAGAGGAUGGUUCUACAAAGUGCCUUUUGUACUGAUGUUAGCAGAGAAUUACAUCAAAGUUUUCAAACUCUGAAAAUACAAAUAGAUAUUUGU